This is a messenger RNA of Salvelinus sp. IW2-2015, 3562 nucleotides long. Lineage: Eukaryota; Metazoa; Chordata; Actinopteri; Salmoniformes; Salmonidae. The record is from RefSeq and is a predicted model, not a curated record.
AUUGGAGCAACGAUAAAGUGAAAGGGAGAGAGAGAGAGGAUUAGAGCACGCCCCUGAAGCCCAUUUUCAGUUAAUAGUUUUACCUUCCCGAUCGAGUCGCGUGUGCACGGGAACCAUGCGCGCUUUUCAAGGGGGACGAAACUAACCUUUUCACCUCUUUUGGGAUGUGAAGAAUGUAGCUAGGCUACUCGUAUGUGUUAUUUAGAUUAAGCAGUAUUUUGAGUAAAUAGUUAGUUUUGUUGAUGAACUCUGCAAAAUACACAGAGUAUAGCUGUAGUUUUUGCAGCGGGUUGUAGCCUACGUGCGUUCUGGACGGUUAACGAACGUGGAUCAGCAGACGGGGCAUGCGACUUGAGUUGUUUAUUCUAACGUUUUACAAUACUACCGUAGGCUUCGAGGAGGAUUAGCCUAAGUAGGAAACCGGGAAACCUGGGCAAGGUGGGGCAGAACCGGAGACCGCCAACGGGAUUAUUGAAAAACUCACGUUGCCUUGAAGCUUCGCACUGUAGUCGAACCACCGCAGCUGCGCAGCGUUUUGGGGAAACAAUAUUUUUCUAACCCAUUGGAAUUGGGGAAGCUUUAUUCCCAACUCCUUGGUGAUUAGUCUACGCCUCAAGUAGCCUAGKCUACAGAGAGCAGAACAGUUUGUAUUUACAAAAACGUCCGUUUGUUGUGAUUAUUUGCUUUGGAACAUACGUUUCAGGACGGAUUUGGGGGGAAUUAUUUCCCCAGCCUCGCUGGACCAUGGCGGACGACGACGUACUGUUUGAAGAUGUGUACGAGCUGUGUGAGGUCAUUGGAAAGGGUCCGUUCAGCGUGGUGAGGAGAUGUAUAAACAGAGACACAGGACAGCAGUUUGCUGUGAAGAUUGUAGAUGUGGCCCAGUUUACUUCCAGCCCUGGACUCAGCACAGAGGAUCUGAAGAGAGAGGCCAGCAUCUGCCACAUGCUGAAGCACCCUCACAUCGUAGAGCUGGUGGAGACAUACAGUUCAGAUGGCAUGCUCUACAUGGUCUUCGAGUUUAUGGAUGGAGCAGACCUGUGUUUUGAGAUCGUGAAGAGGGCAGAUGCUGGCUUUGUGUACAGUGAAGCAGUGGCCAGUCACUACAUGAGACAGAUCCUAGAGGCACUACGAUAUUGCCAUGACAACAACGUCAUCCAUCGAGACGUGAAGCCCCACUGUGUCCUCCUGGCGUCUAAAGAGAACAGCGCUCCAGUGAAGCUGGGAGGGUUCGGCGUGGCCAUCCAACUGGGAGAGUCAGGACUGGUGGCUGGAGGUCGUGUAGGAACACCCCACUUCAUGGCCCCAGAGGUGGUGAAGAGGGAGCCUUAUGGUAAGCCAGUAGAUGUGUGGGGCUGUGGCGUCAUCCUCUUCAUCCUGCUCUCUGGCUGCCUGCCCUUCUACGGCACAAAGGAACGCCUGUUUGAAGCCAUCUGCAGAGGCAAAUACAAGUUAAACCCCAGACAAUGGGGCCAUAUCUCAGAGAGCGCUAAAGACCUGGUGAGACGGAUGCUCAUGCUGGACCCUGCAGAGAGAAUCACUGUCUACGAGGCACUCAACCACCCCUGGCUCAAGGAGAGAGACCGUUAUGCCUAUAAGAUCCACCUGCUAGAGACGGUGGAACAGCUGAGGAAGUUCAACGCCAGGAGAAAGCUCAAGGGAGCCGUACUGGCAGCAGUCUCCAGCCACAAGUUUAACUCCUUCUACGGAGAUCCACCAGAGGAAAUGCCUGACUUCUCUGAAGACCCCACAUCCUCGGGACUACUUGCAGCAGAAAGGGCUGUGUCUCAGGUGCUGGACAGUCUUGAGGAGAUCCAUGCGUUGACCGACUGCAGUGAGAAAGAUAUGGACUUCCUACACAGUGUCUUCCAAGAUGAGCAUCUACACACACUACUAGAUUCCUCCACCCAGAUCAGAAACCCUAGCGAUGCUGUGCAGAGAGUCAAAGAGGUAUUGGAAGAGAUCUCUUGUUACCCGGAGAACCACGACGCCAAGGAGCUCAGACGGAUACUGACCCAGCCGCACUUUAUGGCCUUGCUCCAGACCCAUGACGUGGUGGCCCAUGAGGUGUACAGUGAUGAGGCUCUGAGGGUCACGCCCCCGCCCACCUCUCCCUACCUGAACGGAGAAUCUCCCGAGAGCACCAACGGGGACAUGGACCUGGAGAACGUGACUCGAGUACGCCUGGUGCAGUUCCAGAAGAACACUGACGAACCUAUGGGCAUCACGCUGAAGAUGAACGAUCUGAACCACUGUAUCGUAGCCAGGAUAAUGCAUGGAGGAAUGAUCCACAGACAAGGAACACUGCAUGUAGGAGAUGAGAUCAGAGAGAUCAACAGCAUCAGUGUGGCCAACCAGACCGUAGAGCAACUACAGAGGAUGUUGAAAGAGAUGCGAGGCAGCAUCACCUUUAAGAUAGUGCCAAGCUACCGGACACAAGGAUCCUCCUGUGAGAGAGAGUCCCCCUCCACCUCCAGGCAAUCCCCUGCCAAUGGCACUGGUCACUCCAGUGUUAACAGUUCUAUCUUGGAUCUGCCGUCUACCAUCCAACCCAAGGGUCGACAGAUCUAUGUGAGGGCCCAGUUUGAGUAUGACCCCUCCAGAGAUGACCUCAUCCCAUGCAAGGAGGCCGGGAUUCCCUUCCGGGUUGGUGACAUCAUCCAGAUCAUCAGUAAAGACGACCACAACUGGUGGCAGGGCAAACUGGAGAACACCAAAAAUGGAACUGCAGGGCUCAUACCCUCACCAGAACUCCAGGAGUGGCGUGUGGCAUGUAUAGCCAUGGAGAAGACUAAGCAGGAGCAGCAGGCCAGCUGUACCUGGUUUGGCAAGAAGAAGAAGCAGUACAAAGACAAGUACCUGGCCAAGCACAACGCAGAUCUCGUCACGUAUGAAGAAGUUGUGAAACUGCCUGCGUUUAAGAGGAAAACACUAGUCUUGUUAGGUGCCCAUGGAGUGGGCAGAAGACACAUCAAGAACACACUCAUCACAAAACACCCUGACAGAUUUGCCUACCCCAUCCCACAUACGACCAGACUUCCUAAGAAGGACGAGGAGAACGGGAAGAACUACUACUUUGUGUCACAUGACCAGAUGAUGCAGGACAUCAGUAACAAUGACUACCUGGAGUACGGUAGUCACGAGGACGCCAUGUACGGCACGCGGCUAGAGACCAUUCGCCAUCACGAGCAGGGACUCAUCUCCAUACUGGACGUAGAGCCACAGGCCUUGAAGGUCCUGCGGACAGCAGAGUUUGCUCCCUACGUUGUUUUCAUCGCCGUCUCUCUCACCCCCUUCUCUCUCUCUGUAGAUGAGUCAUUGCAGCGUCUUCAGAAGGAGUCAGAGAUUCUUCAGAAGACCUAUGCCCAUUACUUUGACCAGACCAUAAUCAACAACGAGAUAGACGAGAUCAGACACCUAGAGGAGGCUAUAGACCUGGUCUGUACCACUGCACAGUGGAUCCCUGUGUCCUGGGUCUACUGAGGAUAGGAAGGAACACCUUCUCUCCUCCCCUCUGUGUCUUUCUGGGUCCACUGUACCUGUAUAGACCCCCCACCCCCCC